AUGCCAUCUUUUUCCGACAGCGGCUUUGACGUAAUUGACUGCAGCACGGAGGGGCCCCUGGAGUCUCCGGGGGCCCCCCUGGGUCCCCCCGAGGCUUUGCGGCCCCUGGGGGGCCCCCUGGGGGCCCUGGGGCCCCUGGGGCCCCUGGGGGCCCUGGGGCCCCUGGGGCCCCGGGGGGCCCCCCUUGGGGCCCACGCAGCAGCAGCUUUGACGGGGCCUGCGAGGUUUGGGUCUCGGGAUCUGAUGGAGGCUGAAGAGGCUGAAGAUCUCUAUGUGGGGUCCCCCGAGGGGGCCCCUGGGGGCCCCCCUGAGGGGCCCCCUGAGGGGGACCCCCAGGGGGGCCCCCCCCAGGGCGCAGAGGCUCCCGAGGUGACCCCGUUCGCAGAGAGAGCAGCAGCAGCAGCAGCAGCAGCAGCAGAAGAGACGCUGCUGCUGCCGAGCUGGGGGGCCCUCGUGAGAGAGACAGUGGCCCGGCGGGGGGCAGAAGUGGGGCGUUUUGAGUCUGGCCUCGAGCGGCAGCGGCUGCUGCUGCACGCGCAGCAACAGCAGCAGCAGCAGCAGCAGCAGCAGCAGCAGCAGACGCGCAGGAGAGAAGUAGGGGUGAUGGAGGCCCGAGACCUUCUUUUUGUUAACUCACAGCUGCUCACAGAACCCUCAGCCAGCAGGCCUUUAGAGAAGUUAGAAAAAAGGCAGCAGCAGCAGGGGGGCCCCCCGCGGCGGGGGCCCCAGCAGCAGCAGCCGCCGCACGCAGGCCUUCACAAAGCGGGCCCCAGCAGCAGCAGCAGCAGCAGCAGCAGCAGCAGCAGCAGCAAAGCAGAGAAGGAGCAGCAGCCCCAGUUCCCCAGGGGUCCCCAACCCCUCCCCGCAGUCAGCCCCAGGAGGCCCCGGGACACAGAGCCUUCCGAAAAGCUGCUGCCGGUAUCUCUGCGGAGUUCUGCUGCAGCACCUGCUGCAGCGGCAGAGGGGCCCCCGCAGCAGGGGGCCCCUGAGGGGCGCCCCCCCAAGGACUCUGAGGGCCCCCGCGCUGCCUCCAAAGACAUCGAAGCAGCUCUGGGGGCCCCCGAAGAGGGCCCCCCCGCUUCCCCCGAAUCCCCCUGCGAGGAAGGCCCCCCGGGGGCCCCCGCGGGGGGCCCCCCGGGGGGCCCCCCGGGGGCCCCCCUAGAGGCGGCGGCGGAGCGCGAGCGGGAGAUCCAGUGCUGCCUGGCCGGGGUGUAUGGACAGCAGGAGGAGACUCCGAACGCGGAAAGUGCUGCGCUGCUGCUGCUGCUGUCUUACACGCGAUCCACUCCCAACAGAGACUCCAACCCUUCGCUCUUGCGCAGAGCUCCAGUGCCCCAGGACCCUCUCCGGAGGCCCCGCGUUUCCCCCCUCCACCGCCAAGUGGGGGGCCCCCGCCUCGCCGACGCCCCCUACCCGGGGCCCCCCAGACGCAGGAGAGGGGGGGCCCCCGGGGGGGGCCCCCCGGGAGCCCCCCAGGGGGCCCCCCAGGGGGCCCCCCAGGGGGGCCCCCAGGGGGCCCCUCACCAAGAAGAGGCCCUCGGGGGAGAAACAGAAAGAGGGCCUUUGGCUGGUGCAGCCAUCGAGGGGCAGAUACAUAAAGACUCAGGGAUCGAUGGGAUCGAGGGGUCUGGGAUCGUGGGGUCGGGAGUCGACUCCCGAGGACGAUCCCAGCCAGAAGCUUCCAGCUCGCGCUGCUGCAGCAGCGCCCCACGGGGGGCCCCCCACGGGGGCCCCCAAGGGGCUCCUGCAGAGCCGCCGGGGCCCCCAGAGGAACUGCUGCAGCCAGCGGGGGGCCCUGCUGCGGCGGAGGGCGCAGAAGAACCCCCAGCUGAGGGGGCCCCCCUUGGGGGCCCCCCAGAGCUGGCCCCUGAACCAGAAGCAGCAGCAGACCGCGAGGGGGCCCCCUGUGACUUUCUGGACUUCGUGGAC
This is a messenger RNA of Eimeria tenella, 1929 nucleotides long. RefSeq lists its product as uncharacterized. The record is from RefSeq and is a predicted model, not a curated record. The transcript has 2 exons. The annotation marks the transcript as partial. NCBI's taxonomy places the organism in Eukaryota, Apicomplexa, Conoidasida, Eucoccidiorida, Eimeriidae.